UACGCAAACAAGGAAAGAAAAUGGCGGAAGAAGAAAAUGAAUUGUUGUUGUUCGCUUUGUUUACAUUUUGAUUCUCUUGGUGGCAGUUACGGAAAUAAGGGGGAACAUGGCAAUUUAAAAACGCUAACUGCGUGAUUAUAUAGAUAAUAUGGGACUCAAAUUGAGUUCAAACAAUCCUCCUCGAAUGAGGACUUACUCUACCAGUAGUCCAGGAACGAGCGGUGGGAAUGCAGGAAUUGCAAUUGCGCGAGCUGAGGCGUCUAAUGCGAGGACGCGCGCCCGCAGCCUGGGUAGUUUUCAGGCAGGACACUCCCCUACACUAGGGAUACCCACGGCUAAUGGUGGAGCGCACCGGAGUAAUUCUCCCGAUUCAGAAGCAAGUACACCCGACGAUAUGCCUUUGUCGAGGACAUUCGCUCAUUCCCUGCCUGUUCAUCUGUUUGCCUUACAAGGUAUCAAGUGUCCCGUGUGUUCGAAGUUUAUUCCUCCAGAGGACCUUGAGUGUCACCUUGUAAUGUGUCUCACAAAACCCAGAAUAACAUACAAUGAGGAUAUCUUGGAAGAAGAGAAAGGUGAAUGCGUCAUUUGUUUUGAGGAUCUUGACAAAGGGAAUGUCAUAGCAAGGCUACCUUGUUUGUGUAUAUAUCACAAAUCAUGCAUUGACAAGUGGUUCGAGGUGAAUCGGUCGUGUCCAGAGCACCCCGCAGAAUAGCAAACUGUGAUCACAAACACUCAAAUGGGGGAAGUGUGCUUAUUUCCUUUGUUGAGAGAGAGGGCCAGAGUGCUUUCCCUUGCUGAGAAACGCUGUGUUUUCUUUCCGAGCAAUGACAGAAUGUUUUAUUGAAGAAUGGCCCUUUAUUUGCGAUGAGAGGCAAAUGGCGUUAUUAUUUCUGAAGCACUCCUACAUUAUCUAGGGUAUAUGCAUAGCAUUGGAUGUGGUCAUGAAUUAAAUACGAAAAUAUGCUGUUUUCUUGCAGUAACAUCGUCAAUUUGAUAAAAGAAAGAAUGUAUAUUAUAAAAGACACUUUGCUGCUAAUUGAACACUGAGAACGUGUAUAUGGUUUUAUCUAUGAUCAGUUAAGAAGUUGCUGUUGAUUGUGUUUGCAAGUGAUCGUUUUUCAUUUCAGCACUAUGACACACGGGGUCUGACCCAGGAGCAAGUUAUUUGCAUGUAUGUAGUCACACGGUUUGAGAAAUGAUCACAUACUGCAAAGAAAACAUAAAUUGUAACAAAUUAUUUUUUCUCAGAUUUAAUUAAAUAGAUGUAAUUUCUUCCAUGGAUUAAAAAAAGUACAGGGGCUAGCUCUGGGUGAGCAAAACAAUUCGCCAAAUUGUCUAUUAAACUUAAAAAAAGUACAGAUUGCUGGUAGUUUCAAUUUUGGUGUGAGCGGGGCUAGCUCUGGGUGAGCAAAACAAUUUGCCAAAUUGUCUAAUAAACUUAAAAAAACUGCAGAAAUUGUCAAUUAUUUUCCAAAAAAAAGUCAAUUAUUACAUGAAAUUAUUUCACCAAACUAAAAUAAAAUUUGCCAACUGCUUUCAAAAUUCGCAAUUGGCCAAUUUGGCAAGUGCCAGAGCUAGCCCUGUGUGAGGUGUGGAAUACAACUCUAUGCAUAUACCACAAGUAGUGUAGGAGUGGGUUUUUUAUUUCUUCAAUCAUUGGCAGUGGAGCAAUUAACCCAAGAUGGCUGCAUUCUUUCAAGUUGCCACUGUAGAAAUGUGAUAAAUGUGACUCUUUAUUCAGUGCUGGGCUGUUCAUGAAAUGCUAAUAAUCACUACGUGAUGACAAUAGAGAACUUUUAUAGACUUCAUGAAUGGCAUCUUUUGUGUCGGCUACAAGGAUAUUAGCUUGUACUUUGCACAAGGUUGAUAUGAUUUUGUGAGAGAGAGAGAGAGAGAGAGAGAGAGAGAGAGAGAGAGAGAGAGAGAGAGAGAGAGAGAGAGAGAGAGAGGAGAAUGAGUGUCUGUGUAUAAUCAUUUAAAUAUAUUGAGAUAUAUGUAUAUUGCCAUAUGUUUAGUUGUACUUCUGUGGUGUACAUAUUGUAAUAUGUUUAUUGUUGAUUGUUUUAUCACUUACAAUGAAAUGCUGUAAAUGUUUUAUUGUAGCAGUACAACUAAAAAAUUAACUCUACUGUAUGUACAAUAGGAGUGUGAUGUUUCAUGAAAACCAUGUGUAGAAUAGUGCUAUUAAUAAAGACUUUUUAUUUUUAACA
This is a messenger RNA of Gigantopelta aegis, 2210 nucleotides long. RefSeq names its product E3 ubiquitin-protein ligase ZNRF2-like. The coding region runs from base 149 to 712 and encodes 187 amino acids. The transcript has 4 exons. Lineage: Eukaryota; Metazoa; Mollusca; Gastropoda; Neomphalida; Peltospiridae. The record is from RefSeq and is a predicted model, not a curated record.